CACAGGUACUGCGCAGGGCACGGUGUCCUAACUAUUUGGGCAUCUCAAUCCGGCUCUGAGAACUAAAAUUUUCAAAGGGCGCUUAACUCCGAACAUCCAUGUCCUCGGGUGUCCGAGAGUGGAGUCCUGGGGUCGCCUGAAGCUUAAGGCUACGUGUUCCGGGUGCCGCAGAGCCAGGGCACCGAGGGCUGUUGGGGGAGGCUUUGAGGUCCUGGAAACCUCUGGAGAGGAGCACUCGGAGACUCUGGAGCCAAAGAGCCAGGUCCCGUAGGUGCCAGUUGAGCAGAUCACCGAGCGCCCGGGCGGUCCACAGCUGGGCCGCCUGGCACUAGGAUAACGGAGGUACUGGGGCAGUUGUGCCCCCAUCUCGGCUCAGAGGCCUCCAGGUGUGUUUUCCACGGAAGCCCGCGGCAUCCAAACCGGCGCGGGCGGAAUUGCAGAUGGAGACGCCCAUCCAGCGCGAAAUCCGCCGCAGCUGCGAGCGCGAGGAAAGCCUGCGCCGGAGCCGGGGUCUGAGUCCCGGUCGCGCGGGCGAGGAACUCAUCGAGUUGCGCGUGCGGCCGGUGCUCAGCCGGCCCGGCUCCGGGACUCCGCUGCCGCGCGCCGUGGAGCGCGCUCGGGCGGGCGCGAAGAUGCAACGGGACAUCGAACGCGAGGCUCACAGGCAGGCGGCGCUGGCGAGCCCCGCGGUUCCGGAGCCCAGCGCCCGGCGGCGGCCGCAGCCGCUGGACGAACUCAAGCGCUUCUUUGAGGCUGCGGCGGAGGACGGCGCUGGCUUGCAGCGGCAGCCGGAGACCGGAGGCCGGCUGCACCCCGCCAUUCAGGACGGCUGUCCAGUACUGGGGCAGUUGCCAUCGCUCGUUGCCCCGUCGCUGCUGGAGCAGGAGGUGCGACGAGUGCGCGAGCGCGAGCGGGAGCUGCAGUUGCAGCGGCGCAGCAUCUACGGCGCCGCCGAAGUCGAGGAGCCAGCGCCGAGCCUCACCCCGAGCAGGGGAGAUGGAAAGUUGUCGGUGAUCUGGCCACCGCGGAGACGGGCCUCGGAGACCAGCCUGGAGAAGGAGCGCAGACCCUGAGGUCUUUGAAGGUUGGGACCUGCGGCAGAAGUAACGUACCCUUUGGAGAACCAGGGUAGGAUUCCUCUCCAGAUCAGCAGAAGGCCUAGAGAGGGAAGGGCCAGCUUUCUAUAAUGACAACUUUAAGUCCAACCCAUCCUUGAUACUGACGAUGGAAUUAACCACCUUUCUCCAUAGAAUUGUCUGGUCUUCCCUGGAAAACAGAACACCACCUGCAAACCUAUGAGUGAAACAUAAAAUAAACUCCUCCUUCCUUUUCCUGGGCUUU
Mus pahari (shrew mouse) is the source of this 1341-nucleotide messenger RNA. It is a transcript of the gene Misp3, whose product is annotated as MISP family member 3. The transcript has 3 exons. The record is from RefSeq and is a predicted model, not a curated record. NCBI's taxonomy places the organism in Eukaryota, Metazoa, Chordata, Mammalia, Rodentia, Muridae. The coding region runs from base 441 to 1073 and encodes 210 amino acids.